This is a messenger RNA of Nannizzia gypsea CBS 118893, 1215 nucleotides long. Its product is annotated as oxalate decarboxylase oxdD. Gene Ontology annotation, biological process: oxalate metabolic process. Bases 1 to 1215 code for a protein of 404 amino acids. The record is from RefSeq and is a predicted model, not a curated record. NCBI's taxonomy places the organism in Eukaryota, Fungi, Ascomycota, Eurotiomycetes, Onygenales, Arthrodermataceae. Gene Ontology annotation, cellular component: cell wall. The transcript has 6 exons.
AUGAAGUUCGGCUCAACACUCGUGGCCGCGAUCGCUGCUGUAGCAGGAACUGCCGCAAAAGAUUAUGGCGGAGUGCCUGGCCAGCCCAUCCAAGAGAGCGGAAAAGGAGGUGUUUUCUCUGGCGGUACCAACCCCGAGCUAGAUCUCCAGAACCCAAGCAAUAUUAACGGCCAGCCCGCCACCGACAAUGGUCUUGUUCCAAACCUCAAAUGGAGCUUCUCUCUCUCGAAGACCCGUAUGUUCCAUGGCGGCUGGAUUCGCGAGCAGGUUAUCCAGGACCUGCCUGCGAGUCACGAUAUUGCAGGUGCCCAAGUCCACUUAAUUAAAGGCGGAAUCCGACAGAUGCAUUGGCACCGAGUUGCUGAAUGGGGUUACGUCUAUGCUGGCGCUAUUCUGGUAUCUGCUGUCUCUGAGGAUGGCCAGUAUCAAAUUGACAAACUCACCCCUGGUGAUAUGUACUACUUCCCCAAGGGAGCUGCCCACUCUUUCCAAGGUCUUGAGGAUGAGAACGAGGUGCUCGUCGCCUUCGAUGACGGUGACUUCGACAAGCACGGAACUACUUUCCAGAUUGCCGACUGGAUGUCCCACACCCCUAGGGACGUGGUGGCUAAGAAUUUCAAUACCUCAGUUGGCGCCUUUGAGAAGCUUCGUAAAACUGAACUUGAGAUUAUUAACUCUACCAUAAGUAACCCCAACGUUACUGGCGGCCCUAACGGCCCUCUGAUGGGCAAGAGCUCUUACACCUUCCAUAUCCGCGAUGCUCCGGAAAUUCAGGUCCCUGGUGGUGGUGGUACUAUUCAAAUCGUUGAUUCGAAGAACUUUCCUAUCUCCAAGACUGUUGCCUGUGCUGUUGUUCGCCUAAAGCCUGGUGCCCUACGUGAGCUUCAUUGGCAUCCAACGGCUGAGGAAUGGCUCUACUUCCACAGUGGAAAUGCUCGCGCCACUGUGUAUGUUAGCGGCGGUCUAUCCCGUACGUUCGAUUUUACCGCAGGAGAUACUGGUGUUUUCCCCGAUAACUCCGGCCACUAUAUCGAGAAUACCUCCGAGGAUGAAGACCUCGUCUAUCUUGAACUCUACAAGGCUGACCGUGUUGCUGAUAUCUCCCUCUCCCAAUGGCUCGCACUCACUCCACAUGAUAUUGCUGCCGCUGCUAUCAAUGUUCCAAUUGAGGUCAUUGAACAGAUCAAGAAGGAGAAACAAUUCAUCGUCCAAUAA